Messenger RNA from Scomber scombrus (Atlantic mackerel), 528 nucleotides. It is a transcript of the gene il20, whose product is annotated as interleukin 19 like. The transcript has 5 exons. The coding region runs from base 1 to 528 and encodes 175 amino acids. NCBI's taxonomy places the organism in Eukaryota, Metazoa, Chordata, Actinopteri, Scombriformes, Scombridae. The record is from RefSeq and is a predicted model, not a curated record.
AUGAAGAUGCUGCUCGGCUGCUCUCUCUGCCUGCUCCUUCUGUUCAGCUGCCUGAGUGACCUCGCCGAGGGCCGAACUCUGCAUCUGGACAGCUGCACUGUCAAUGUUCACACACACGAACUGCGCAAAUAUUACUCUGCUUUACGAUCAUAUGCAGUAGAAGAAGACAAAGAGAUAGGAGUGAAACUUCUGGACAGAUCAUUGAUGAAAGAUGUUCACGAGGGGCAGACUUGCUGUUUCGUGCGUCUUGUGCUGCGUUUCUAUGUUGAGAGAGUGUUCAGCAACUACGCCUCUUCUCAGCCACAGCAGCAACGUGACUCCAGUGCUCUGGCCAAUGCUUUUGUCAGCAUUAGAAGAGAUAUACAUAAAUGUCAUUGCCAUUGUGGAGAGGAGACACAGAGAACAAUUGACUCCCUGCAUGCUGAGUUUAUCAAGCUCCACAUAAACCAGGCAGCACUGAAGGCUGUGGGCGAACUGGACACUGUGUUCGAGUGGCUGGAAGGACUCGGGCAGCAAACACAAACAUGA